Molecule: messenger RNA, 171 nt
Organism: Gongylonema pulchrum
Lineage: Eukaryota; Metazoa; Nematoda; Chromadorea; Rhabditida; Gongylonematidae
Source: the annotation of a GenBank genome assembly
UUAGAAACCGAACUGACGAAUGCAACAGAUCGGCUGCAAAUUGAACAGACGGCAGCAAGCACUUUGAAAAUGACUGUAGAGGAGCUGGAAGAUGUGCUGCAAGAAAAAAGUCGCGAGCUCAUCGCUGUUGCUCAAAAAAAUAACACUGUACUAAUGAAAUGCAACGAAUGA